Molecule: messenger RNA, 1498 nt
Organism: Paralichthys olivaceus (Japanese flounder)
Lineage: Eukaryota; Metazoa; Chordata; Actinopteri; Pleuronectiformes; Paralichthyidae
Source: RefSeq, a predicted model, not a curated record
UUUGUGUUUCCCUGCCAAAGGUCGUGAGUGUGAGAGGUCUGGCCUCACAGCAGCAGCAGCAGAACUUUAUCUCUCCCUGAGCUCACCUCAUUAUAAUAUGUGUUUCUAUUUCUCCGUGUUUCUCGGUGAUUCACUGCAACCUGAUUAGGAAAACAUGUUUUCUGGGAGGACAAGUCAAGUGUUGACGAGUCACCUCUGUGAUUUUUCACAGUUUGGACGACGGUCACAUGUGGAGUGUGCCCGUUUCUCUCCCGAUGGAAAGUACCUGAUAACCGGAUCAGUGGACGGGUUCAUUGAGGUGUGGAACUUCUACACUGGAAAAAUUAGUAAGGAUUUAAAGUACCAGGCACAAGACAGUUUCAUGAUGAUGGAUGAUGCUGUGCUGUGUAUGUGCUUCAGCCAGGACACUGAUCUCCUGGCAACUGGAUCUCAGAACGGCAAAAUAAAGGUGUGGAAGAUCCAGAGCGGGUUGUGCCUGCGCAGGUUUGAGCACGCUCACAGCAAAGGUGUGACCAGUCUGAGCUUCUCCAGGGACAGUAACCAGAUCCUCAGUGCCUCAUUUGAUCAGACCAUCAGAAUCCAUGAACUGAGGUCAGGAAAGACACUAAAGGAGUUAAAUGGCCAUUCAUCAUUUGUAAAUGAUGCAUCUUUCACUCAAGAUGGAUGCCACAUCAUCAGUGCCUCAUCUGAUGGCACCGUUAAGAUUUGGAACACAAAGACGAGCGAAUGCAUCCACACUUUCAAAUCUCUGUCCCGCACACCGGAGGUCCCCGUCAACAACGUGAUUCCUCUUCCCCAAAGCCCAGAGCACUUUGUGGUUUGCAGCCACUCAAACAAAGUGGUCGUCAUGAACAUGCAGGGUCAGACCGUGAAGACGUUCAGCUCAGACAUGAAGGAAGCCACAGACUUUGUGUGUUGCACCCUGUCGCCCCGCGGGGAGUGGAUUUACUGCGUGGGGGAGGACCUGGUCCUGUACUGCUUCAACUAUACGACGGGGAGGCUGGAGAAAACGCUGACCGUUCAUGAGAAAGACGUCAUCGGCAUUACUCACCAUCCACACGAGAAUCUGAUCGCCACAUACAGUGAGGACGGCCUCCUGAGGCUAUGGAAGCCAGCUGCAUCGUAACAUAGACGACCUGGAGAGCCAUGAAGUUCUUGACCAAUUCAUUCUUUUAAAUUGAACUGUAAAUACCUUAAUAUUCUAUAUAUGAAUCCAUCAGUAAAUUAUAAAACAAACAAACAAUCUCACAACAUAGUCCGUUUAGUAGCUGUUCCGGAGCUUUUGAUCAUAUCACAUGAUUCUCAUUAGUAGACCCAUUUUUCAAAGUUGUCAUGGAAUUGUAAAAUUCCCGUUUUUCUGAUCACAUGAGGAACUUCUGGAAACUUCAUUUGCAGAUCAUUAUACGACCAAAACUCCAGAACAGCUAUUCAAACCUUGGGUGAGUUUGACUUGUCAGCUGCUGUUUUCACAGUCAAGAAUGUAAUUUUGACAUUUGAA